GCGCCGCAGCCAUGUCCUCCUACAAGCCGGGGAAGAGGAGGGAGACGCUGACGCGCAGCAGCUCCGUGCACGGGGGCAGCCCCAAGGAGCCUGUCUGACAUGUGUGUUCUGAGAAUGUCUGCAGGAUUCGAUCCCAAGGGGAAGCUCUGUUUCAAGCACUAUGGGUACUGCUGCUGAAUCAAAGAAAGGGAAGUUUCCCAUUUGGCCAGAAUGGAAUGAAGCAGAUAUCAAUGCAGAAAAGUGGGAUACAGGAAAAACCGGAAAAGAGAAAGAUAAAUCUGGAAAAAGCCCUGUUUUACAUGUCUUUGAGGACCCUGAAGGGAAGAUUGAAUUGCCACCAUCCUUAAAAGUGAAUUCAUGGAAACGCCCACAUGAAUUUUUAUUUAAUAAGGUUCCUGUGGUAGUGAAAAAUGAAAGUUGGUUUGACCUUUUUUCAGGAAAUGAACACUUAUUUGGUAGUGAGCUGAUGAGAUGGAUAAUAAGUGAAAUUUGCGCUGCAUGGAGGCUAUAUAAUGCAAAUGUUUUAAUUAAUGAUGGCAAAACUAAUAUAAAUGAAACACCUGCACUCUUUUGGAAGCCAUGGGAACAUAUAUAUGCCUUAUGCAAAGCUAUCAAGGGACAUAUGCCACUGUACAAUAGCUAUGGAAAAUAUGUGGUGAAGCUUUAUUGGAUGGGGUGCUGGAGAAAGAUCAUUGUGGAUGACACUAUGCCUUUCAAUGAAGAGAAUAAUUUGUUGCUUCCGGCUACAACCUGUCAAAUUGAACUUUGGCCAAUGUUGCUGGCUAAAGCUAUCAUUAAGCUGGCAAACACUGACAUACAUGAAUCUGGAAAAAGAGAAUUAGGAGAGUUCACUGUUCUGCAUGCCUUGACUGGAUGGAUACCAGAACUCAUUCCUCUCCAGUCUGGAUAUUUGGAUAAGGUUUGGAUCUUUUUAAAAGAUGUAGUACCAGAAUUUAAGCUACCAAAUGAGACCAUCCCUGAAUUCAAAACUCCUUUGUCAGAUACAAAAGCUAAAGAGACCAAAGGUCCUGAGGUAAAAAAUGAAACUUCCACUUCCAGUAAGCAGUUGGAGAAGCCUGAAAAAGUGGAGAAAAUUGGCAAAGAAAAGUCAGAAAUAAAAGAUAUUGUAAAAAAGAAAAGUAAAGAUGGUGAAAAAGAAAAAAAUAAAUCAGCCCCUCAUUCCGCACGGACCCUUACAGAGACUCGGAGUUCUCUUCAGUCCUUUGUUGAAAGCUCUUCAGUGCCAACACAGCCACAAAUGGUGGUGUAUGCUAACUGUAUACCUCUUCAUUUGUUUGACGAAAAUAUCUUUGCAUUAGCACAAAUGGCUGAUUCUUCUGAGAAGUUGAGGCAAUAUGGCCUUUCUCAUAUAUAUAGUCAUCCUGUGCUGGUGACCAGAACUAGGUCCUGUCCUUUGAUAGUGCCACCAAAACCAUCACCAAUCCCUCAAUGGAAACUUUUCCGCCAAAAAAAAGAAACCAUUGUGACAGAUGAAGCCCAAGAGCCUAUAGUGAAGAAAUCCGAACAGCAUAUUGAAAUUGCCAGUCCAUUUUUGAAUUACAGACUUAAUGUUAUCACAGUGCCCACGGAUGUCCAAUUUCUAUCAUCUGCCAUCAAAAAAGGAUUUCGUCUUGCAUCCACCCUCCCUUCAGUCGUUGAGUGUGAUGAAAAUGUAAAUGACACUUACCUGGAUGUGAAUCAAAUUAUGAAACCCUUGAUUAUGGAAGAGGCUUCUCAGGAGGCCUCCUUCGUUCAGCACCACAACACAGAAGGACCCAUGAAAGAAGAAUUAACUGAAUAUAUAAGUAAUGAUGUGGCGCAGACAUCAGAAGCAGCUGAUACUGGUGUUUACAGCCAGAUGGUGGAUAAAUCACAGGAAGAUAUUGAGACAGAAAGGAAUUCUGUUUCUAGGGAGACAUGGAUUAAUUUUGAAGACUUCUGUACUUGUUUUCAGUACCUACAUAUUUUCCACAAACCACAUACGUAUACUUUUAGUUAUCAGAAGGCAGAUUUUAAGUCUACUGAUGAUCGAAUCUUCUAUUAUUUAUUUGUGGACAGUUUGAAGCCUAUUGAAAUCCUGGUUAGUUUUUCUGCAUUAGUGCGCUGGGGAGAUACUGGAGCCACACAAAAAGAAGGUUCUAUUGUACCAAAGGGCACCCUCAUAGUUGAAAAUUUCUCCUGGAAAAAUGUGUCUCCUGGACAACUCUUACUAAAGAUACAUACGUAUGCGACUAAAGCUACUGUAUUAAACCUUCCUGCUGGGCGACAUGUGUUAAUCUUCACUGCAAGUUCUCCUAUAGGGCACCAUAUCCAUCUCUGUAGCAUGGUUCCAUGUGUCUUUGGAGAAGAGGAUACUGUUAUGCCAAACCUUGAAAAGGAGAGCUACCGGUUUAUAGAACAGGCUACAGCAAUCCUGAAGGCUAUCGCAAAUGUGAUAGAUAAUUUCAGCAGUGAGCCAAGACUUUCCAAAACCCUGAAGGAGUUGGAACUAAGUCACUGUCCUCCUGGUCUCAAUGGUACUGGGAUAGUGAAAGAACACUUCAAGGUUUUCAAUAAUGCUUUUUGGCAUUUGAUCAAACAAGUACUAGGUAACAAGGUUCCUCCCAAUUUUGAAUUCGCUUUCAGAUCUUUUACUUUGGACUUUAAAGCCAAGGAUUCUUCAAUGGAAGACAUUUUAUUUUCAGAUGUGCUAGAGCUUAAUAUUCCAGUUUCUUGGCAGAACAGAAUUGCAACUUCUGAAGAAGAAGCUGCAGCUCUUAAACUGCAAGCCAGCUGGCGAGGGACUUAUAUUAGAAAAGUGUUAAAAGGUAGAAAACCAGGGACAAAGGAAAAUGCUAAUGUCAAAGAAAACCUGCAAAAAUUGUGGAGUCUGAUUGAUCCAAAUUUUGAACAGUGUGCUGUAACUCUGUUAAGAGAAAUGUUUAAAAGUAACUGUAAGUCAAUUGAAAAGUUCCCCUGUUAUGAAGAUGAAUGGACUAAGACAUCUUUUGCUGAUUAUGUUGUAACAUAUUCUGAUCAGCCACCAAAUUGCUGGUUUGUGGUUUUUAGGGAAGUAUUUCAUGUGACAGAAGAUAUGCUUGUAGUACCAAAGGUAUAUACCACCAUCCCUACCUGUAUACUCCAUGUUGUUGAUAAUGACACACUGGAGGAAAUGCCACAUGUCUUCCUCAAAGUGGCACCUCGAGUUUAUAGCAAGAAUAAGAAAGGGUACACAUUUAUGGCUGAAGCACAGACUGGUGAUUCAGCUCUGGCUGCUGGGAAAUGGAGACUCCGUCUUAUUGGUUCAUAUAACCCACUCCCCUCACUCUCUCGUGAUGCUGUAAACAACUCUUAUUCCACUAAGGAAAUAAAAGACUAUUACAUACCUAAUGGAAAGCACAUUAUAUUCAGGUAUGCCAUAAAAGUCACAGCAUCCCAUAUUGCCACAGUGCAGGUACAGACCUCUAAAUCAGAUGUAUUCAUUAAGCUACAAGUCCUGGAUAAUGAGGAAGAAAUAGUGAAUACCAUUGGAAAGGGCCAUGCAGUCAUCCCUGCAUUUAAUUUCUUCUGUCCUGAAAGACCUUUAAGUUCUCAAUCAAGCAAAGGUCAAGUUGGCCAAGGCAGUGCGAAGAAGGACCCGGAAGCAGGGGUACCAAAAAGAAAGGCUACUAUUCCAAGUCAGAAGGGCAACAAGCCUACUUCCAAGCCAGGAUAUGUACAAGAAGGCCAGGCUGUAAUAGAAGAUGAAACUGUAUUGUCAACUUUUGAAAAGAAUGCUGGAGGUCCACAACAGUCUCACAAGUACAUUAUACAAGCACUGGUGUUGUAUGACAGUUGGCCACUUACUGAGAGUCAGUUGGCAUUUGUUCAGACACUGAAAGAAAUGGAGAAAAAUGAAAUCAAAGUACUACCCUGGUACUAUUGUGGCUGUCCAUGGGCAGAUCCAGGAUUUUGUAAAGGAGAGUGCAGACAGGUGCCCGACAGGGCAGGCAGACCAAGCUGCAAGACAGCAGCCAGGGACGUUUUUAAAGUUCCCAAACCAGUACAUGGUGAGAAACAUGAAGACCCUAUUCUUGCAGUAAACCAGGAUACAUACAAUUUUGAAGGCCAGAAAUCUGCAAGUACUCCUAAACCGACCAGAAAAACAAAAGAUAAAGCAACUGAAAAGGCAGAAAAAGAAAAGUCUAGCAAAGAUAAAACAGCACCUACAUCUCGACCUGAAUCUCAGCAAGCUGAUCCGAACAAACCUUACUGGAUCUUACGUUUAGUGAGUGAGCAGGGUGAGACUGAAACACUAGAAGUGAAGAAAGAUACUGAAAGAGCAGAUGAAAUCAAAGCCAUGAAACAAGCAUGGGAGUCUGCAGAACCAGGCAGAGCUGUCAAGGCUUUUCAGGAGCGCAUUCAGUUUAUUAAUAAGUACACACCGAAAAGCUCAGCAGAGCCUGCAGCUGAAGCUGAAAUUAACAGCAUUGUUCCUGAUCCAGGAGAAGGAGGUGCAGUUUCUCCUGUGCCUGAAAAAAAAUCAUCACCAGCACCUGCUGAUCCUGUCUCACAGGUUCAGCAAAAAGAAUGGGAACCUAUAGACCUUACCCCCUAUUUCAGAAAAACAAUGCCUGAGCCUGUGCUAAAAAACGAGUUUAUCAUUCAACAGCAGGAAAUGCGUAAAGCAGAAGAAAUCAAUCAUUUUAGGGAACUUCGAAAACAGGUUCUGGAACAGAGAGAAAAAGACCAAAAAGCUCGCAUUUUAUUGAAACAACGUAUGCUUGAAAUGUAUGAACAUCUACAAGAAUCCUUAGAUGAAGCACGAGGCAGGGUUCUCAGUGCUCGGGAAGCAUACAGAAGUAAGUUACUAGAGGCUGAGCUCAAAAAACAAGAAGCCCUGGCUACUGAAGAAACAGCCCCUCGAACAGAGCAAGAGAAGAAAAGCCCAGAUGCACAGAAAAAAAAGCAAGGAAAAAGUGCAGGGAAAAAAAAGUAACUUUGUCUGAGGUGUUGGCCAUAUUGGCUUCUUCAUUGUUGAAGAAAGAUGAUCUAUUUUUAAUGAUGAAAAAAGUAUUCAGCGUUUUUCUAAGGCAAAAUGUAUUACCCAUAUAAUAAGCUGUCUCUCUCAUUCAAGUGUUAUUACAAAUCCUUCUAGCAUUGUUUUAUCUUUUUAAUAUGACAUAUUUUAUGGUUUGGGUAUUAUAAAUACUAUCAAUAUAGUCUGUGUUUUACUGCAAUAAAUUGUUGCACUAAAAUAUUCCUAUUGUAUCAGGACUUUUAUCCCAUUACUAUCAUUCCAUUUUUCAACUCAAAAAAGUACCAAGAAUGAACUGAGAGGAAAAUAGUGCCUCUGAAAGAACUAAAUCAAAAGAAAAUGCCUAUUGUUCUUAGUAGGACAAACAGAUUCAAGAGACAUUGCUUAACUAUAUCGAUUUCCAAUUAAAAAUAUUUCCAAAUCUCCAGCUGCAAGAGUGAACCAGAUCCUUUUCAGGGUUUAUUCUGUUGGCCUUAAGUAUGUUAAAAUAGUUAAUUUGUUCUGUUAGAUUUUAAGUCUGAACGUUGCAUACCAAGAGCUCCUGAAGUUGAUGAUGAUUUCUGUUAUGUAUACUGACUGAACACCAUCACCCUGUUUUAUUACUAUGUCUCGCUAGACACCCCCAAACUAUUUGUUUACUGUAACGGUGUUCUUUUUUUAACUACAUGGCCAGCUACUUUUACACCUUACAGUGCACUGGCCAAAUUGACCCCCAUAUUACAGUUUUCAGAAGCCACAUGCUUAAUUGAACGUUCAUUUAAGGAGUGAUGUUCUCCAAUAAUACAGUUUCUGCUCUUCAUUUACAGUCCUUGUUUCUUAUUUUACCAUUGUAGUUUCAUUGAUUCAUGUGAUUCAUGUCCCCAGGUCAUACAGUACAGGAGCUGCUAAGUUUUCCCUUAUGGAGCCUUGAUUGGAGUUUAAAGCUGUUCCUCACAGGUAGAAACACCAGAUGUGUGCAGUGUCCUCCUCCCUGAGAGCUGAAAACUUUUCUGGAAGAGCUGCUUUUAUAGGUGUAGAAGACCACCCAUGUACACAUAUAUUGUUACCACAUGUGCUCUCCAUAGGUAGCAAAUUAUAGCCAGAAGCUAUAUGUUUGAAAGUUCUGUUAGACCUAGAUAGCUGUAAUAAGUGACUGAAAUAAUAGUGAGAGCAGCCAGCCAUAGGGGAUGUCCUCUAUUGGACUCCACUUUCUGUUUUUAUGAGUGCUUGCAGAAUAAGCAAUUCUUCCUUUAUUAAUAAAGGAACUGACUCCCACUGUUUUGGUUACCUCUCAAGAUAAUUAGCUUCUCACCGAUUGAUUUGAGUACCUCUGUUUAAUGUCAAAGUCAGAGAGUGACUGGCAUCCUGUUUCCGCCCCUGCACCUCCUCCAAAUAUACUAUCUGCAUUGUAGGAUCAGUCUCAUCUUAAAAGUGCUCACUGUAAAUACAUUUUAUAGUCAGCUUUCACCAAAUAGCCUCACACCAUUUGGAUAACCAACAGGGAGCAACUUAGAGCAGUGGCUAUUAAAAUUAGUCAGAGAUGGUCCUAAGAGGUCAGAUUGCAGUUAUAUUCUCUGUUCAUCCUUUCAUUUCCCUUCCUGGUGCAUUCCCAUCCAUCCCCUUGUGCUAGGGUCAGCAACCUAUAGCCCGUGAGCUGGCUGCUGCCUGUGGAGCCAUUAGAUCUGGUACAUUGACCUGGGGAACUUUGGUAGGAUUUUGGUGGCAGGGGGCUUUGCGGAGGCUGCGCCACAGCUAAAUGGCCCAGAGUUAGGUGGUGGCAGGCUUCAUCGGUGCCAUGCCUAUGCAGCAGGGAAAAGUGCAAGUGUUAGCCUAGCAUCAGCAUGCCUCCAACCUGAGCCAGGUCAUUCCAGUUUCCCACCAUGAAAAGGUUGCUGACCACUGCCCUUGCUAUUUGCUGGUCUCCCCAACAUCCUUCCCAUCUUAAGCAUCAUGACUCCCCCUCCACUUGUUCUGUUAUGUUCCUUUUCUGUUCUGUACCAUAUCUUGUGAACUUACAUACAGCUUCUGUAAUGCCUGUUCUUACCUGUCCACUGCUCUAAACCUUUGAUCUAAUUAAUUUUGUGUAUACACUCAAAUAUGAAAGCUCAAACAGAUUUCUGAUCUUGCACUGGCAGCUUAUAUUGAAGAAUCAGGAGUCUAGUACACUAUGCUUUAUUUGUGCAGGCUGCAAAUGAAAAGCUGUGUCAGUGUUCUGUGGUACCAGCUCACUUCGUUCUCUGCAUUUUGGAAUACAGCUGUAUUCUCCAUGAUAUCCAAUACCGUUUCCAUGGCAAUGGCACAUGUUAGCCUUUCUUCUUCUGUGAUUCAGUGAUGAGACUUCAGGAGAAGAUGAGGCUGAAGUUAUAUUCUUGAUGUCACAGUAAAUGCUAGCGUGACAUUCUGUUGUAAAAAUUGAACCAAUUCCAAAAAACCCCCCAGCCCUCCAUCAAAACAGAUACAUAAAUGUCAAGAAUGAUAUUAAUCCAUUUGAUGGCAAUCAGUCACUGCAUGUAAUACAGUUACAGAGUUUCACUUGUAGUCACAGUGUACUCUGAUCUUCACCAUCAAACCCAGUUCUGUUAAGAUAUGCAUAAUCCUAAUUUUCAUAGUGUCUCAUAUUAAAAGUUGUUGUGGCACAAGAUUCUCCUAUGUAGUUAGUAAAGUGUCUCUAUUGGGUCAUCUAUCAUUUUAGCUAUGUAAGCAAGGUGAUGGAGUAACUCAUGACAUAUGCUAUACAACUUAGUAUAGUUAGGAGUAUGGUGCACAAUAAAGUGUAUUCACUCCAAUCCAAGAUGACCUUGAAUUUAAGACACCCCUCCAAUAAUUAGGUUCUAUAUACGGAAGAUUUGUAAAUUUGUUAUAAUUUUCCAUGCACAGAAUCUAACUAUUGGAGGGUCAUCUUAUAUUCUCCCCCUCCACCGCUGCAGAAGAGAAAGCAACAGCAGGGGAGCAGGUGGCCUCUAACCCUUCCCCCCCUUGCAGUCUGCCCACCCCCCCAGUAAUGCUUGCAGCCCCUCCUCCUGCAUGCUCCCACAGCUUCUACCUCAACCUUCUGCUCCUUUCUGCAGCCUCUACUCCCUGCCUACUCACCACAGCCUCUGCCCACUCCCUCUCUGCAGCCUCUGCACCCCUGCCUGCCCCCUGCAGUCUCUUACUGUCAGCUCUGGCUCCAGCUGCAGCUCAGGCACCAUUCCCUCCUGAGCACAGAAUACAUGCAAGAUCUGGCCCCCAUCUGGCCACGCAGAAGCAGAAUUACUGUUAUGCUGUUGCGUGACUAGGUCAGGGGCCAGAGCCUGCAUGUAGGGCAGUAGUGGGGGUGCCAGGCAGAGGUGGGGGCAGGCAGCUCCUGCAGCUCUGACUCCCCACCUCCACCUUGUACUCAAAACAAAAACGAAGGGCUUCUUUUCCCAUGUUAAAUGUGGGGGGAACUUCUUCUUGGAUUCAGGUAAAUACAGUUUGUUUUACAUGUUCUGUACAAACAUAAUAUCUGGUCUACUAUAGACAAAGCCUUGCAGAAAAGACACUUGGUUUACAGUUUGUACCCCAGUUACUCAGAAUGCUAGGAAACUAUAUUCCAAAAGCAUCUGAAUGCUGAUGUUCCUAUUGUGUGCUUGUUUCAUGUUUUAAAGAAUCCACCUAAUCUUUUUCUUGUCAUGCACUGCUCUACAUUUUAGGCUACAUAUUUAAUAAUCUGAAGAAGGGGUCACUGCUGAAAUAUAUAUGAAAGUGGGUCUGUUGCACAGAUUUGUGGAUGUAAAGUAUCAGACACAUUGCAAUGCAUAGGAUAUCCAUAUAUAAAUGAUGCUAUGUAUUUAAAUUGACCUAAUUACUACCUAGAAUCAAAACAAGAAUAACAAGAGGCUAUAAUAUAUUUUCAGAAGUAUGAUGCACUUUUGCACUGUACACUUAGGAAAGUUUCCAGCAUCCAGGAUUUAAAUCUUGCUCAAUAUGAGCUCUUUUUCAAGCUGUUACCCUUUUAUUGAAGAAAUAUAUUUCCAAUGACCUGUACAAGAAAUACCAGUCUGCUCUUAAUUUACAGGCUGUAUAUUUCACAGUACAGAAAUAGCCCACAUUGUGUUAAGUUUAGCAUUUUCUCAAGAUUCCUAGUAAGAAAAGCCAUGAAAUUUGCACAGCUGUCAUUGCUGUUUGUAUUAGGCUUAACAUCCAGACCAGGCACUUAGGAUCAGAUACAACAAAAUGCAUAAAAGCAUAGAAAAGUAGGCCUGGAAGAGACCUCAAGAGAUUAUCUAGUCCAACCUCCUGCUUAAGGCAGGAUCAUCCCUGUCUAAGCCAUUUCUUCCAAGUAUUUGUCUAACCUCUAAAAAAAAAAACUUCCAAGGAUGGAGAUUCCACUGCCACUUUAGUCAAUCUGUUCCAGUGUUCAACUACCUGCAUAGUUAGAAAGCUCUAUCCUACCUAGAUGUUCCUUGUAACAAUUUAAGAUGUUUGCUCCAUAAGUGCAUGCUUAAUUGCUUCCUGUUGCAUAAAGAAAUUAAGCAUUGUAGCCAUUAGGACUGAACUACAUGCUCAAAUCCUUUGCAGAAUAGGAAUGGCUUCCUUUCAUAUGCGCAUACGAAGGGAAACCUGCUUAAGAGAUGAUGAUGAUGAUGAGCAGCACAGAAAUAGCUGUGAGUAGGUCAACAUGAUGGGGCAGCUGACAGCAUCAAACACAGGAGCAUAUUCACAUAGCCUCUCAGCUACAUGACAAACAAAUCUGCAAAAGUUUGCAUUUAGCUUUAUUUCUCCACCCCUCCAAUUUUUUGUGGUAAGAACAGGUCACACAUAAAGAACCACUUAGCUCAUUGUGUUAGCCUAUACAUUUUGAAGUUCAGUUGACUUGUGGCUUGAUUUAUUCACCUUUCCCUGCAACUUUAUUCACCUUCCCCUGAAAAAGCAGGCGAUUGCAUCUCAACAUAUUGUCUAGUAGAAGGGUCCAGCCUUCAAAAGUGAUGGAUGGUGGGAAUAGCUGUACUCUCCCAAUCCCUGGAGAAAUGAGAGCUAGUUUAAUAUUGUGGUUAGCUUUGUUUUUUUAACUGUGCUUCCACCACAGCCUCUAUUUCCAGCCUACAGGCUGAGCCUGGCACCAUCCAAUCCAUAUCCCCAUAACCCCAUGGGCAGGUUUCCUGGAAUUGUGGUAGUACCUGCAGGUUGUGCUGUCUGACAUAAGAGAACAGAUCCAAGAAUCAGUGGCAUGCCACAGUCUGAAUUUAUUCUUCCUCCAGAUCAGCUCUGCUGCCUCAGAGAUCUGACAAAAUCAGAGCAUAAGGCUCUGUUGCAGGUACUUUACAAGAACAUUAGCUGAUGAACUAUAUUUUUAUUUAGCCCAGGAUAACCAAGGACCCUCAAGAGGACAACCUUUUCUCCUCCACCUGUGUAGUGUUGUUUGCUACACUAAAAUACUAACAUCUAAUUUUUUUUCUGUGUUACAUUAGAUGUAGCAAGUGAUAUAGAGAAAAAAAUUAGCAUUCUGCUAAAGUUUUGGAAAGCUCUGCAGUAGAAGAUAAGCCACAUGGAGGAGCAUUUUCACCUUAAAGAUUGGGUUGCCAAGAAUUCCAACAUAAUUGCUGGAAUUAUCUCCAACAACUAUUUCAGCAAAGAACUGUGCCUUGAUUAAUUAACAGAAAUGAGAAUGAAAACCAGCCGUAACUUUAGAACCAGAAUGUGCUCAUUAGUAAAUCCAUGAUAUAUUUUUGGCUCUGCUGUGCUUGGUUGUUCUCCUUUUUCAUUUCAGGGAAACCAGUAAAGUUUGCUGCAGACUUGCUGCUUCUGCAAAGCAAUGCAGAAAACUAGAGAAGAAAUAACUCUCCAACUGCUCAUGGGUUCACCCAUGUGAUGAG
Messenger RNA from Alligator mississippiensis (American alligator), 10812 nucleotides. It is a transcript of the gene ADGB, whose product is annotated as androglobin. The transcript has 37 exons. The record is from RefSeq and is a predicted model, not a curated record. Gene Ontology annotation, molecular function: oxygen binding; protein binding; heme binding. NCBI's taxonomy places the organism in Eukaryota, Metazoa, Chordata, Crocodylia, Alligatoridae. Bases 161 to 4957 code for a protein of 1598 amino acids. Gene Ontology annotation, biological process: proteolysis.